AUGACGGAUGGUGGCUUCAACUCCCCGAAGGAGGAGGACGAAGAGGAGCCGCAGUUUUUCGACGCCAGCGACGACAUCUUAUCCGCCUCCGAGUCGUCUCCAAGUAGCCCGUCGCCACGCCAGCGGGUAAUCCCGACUCUGGAUUUCCUCCACUGCGUCUGUAGGGACCUCCAAUCCGGCUUCCUCGCCGGAAGCCUGGAGAGCGUGGAGGACCGGCGGCAGAGAUUCCUGGCGUGGAUGCGAUCGAAUUCCAUGUUUAGCCCCGGCCCUUGCUCCUCCGCUGAUCAAGGGAUCCCAGCGCAGGAGGAGGAAGCCGCGGAGGACGGCGAGAGAAUCGCAGCCGGAAUCUCCGAGCUCGACGGCGGCGCCGCCACCGCCGUGCCCGGCCUCUGCAGGAUUACGAAUCUGGACGACGGCAGAGUCUUCGUGGUGGAUCGGCUGGGGCAAGACGGCGCUGUGAGCGGGCUCCGCGAGGUGAGUUCGGACAGGGUGCUCACCGCCGACGAGUUCCACAGGGAGCUCGGCCCUUCCUCGUUCGUCCGGCGGUUCAUGCGGAGAGAGGAUAACAUGUCGACCAGCUCCACCGCCUCCACGAAGCGGAGGAGAACCAGGUGGCUGAGGAGGCUGGGCAUCGCCGCCUGCAUCAUGGACAGAGGAGAUGAAGAGCCGAGCGUGUCGUCGUCUUCCUUCGAGGCCGAUGCGUCUCCCAAAGACAGAGUCCGCAGAUUGAAGGUCCGAGCAUACAGGAAGAUCUCCAAGGAGUUCUCCGGCGUCUAUACCGGGCAAGAGAUCAUAGCCCACAAGGGAGCUAUCCUGGCCAUGAAAUUCAGCCCCGACGGGCGCUACCUGGCCACCGGUGGCGAGGACAGGGUGGUCCGAGUGUGGGCUGUGGCCGCUCAGGAGAGGACCCAGGAGGACGAUCUUCCAAAGGACGACCCCUCCUCCAUAUAUUUCUCUGUGAAUCAGAACUCCGAGCUGACUCCCAUCGGCACCAGCAAGGAGGAGGAGCUCGGACCAGUGAAGGGCUUGAGGAGAACGACGGAUUCUGCCUGCAUCGUCAUCCCCACGGAGGUCUGUAGGAUUUCAGAGGAGCCCUUGCACGAGUUCGUAGGCCACUCUGGAGACAUCCUCGAUCUUUCCUGGUCGAAGAACAAUGUUAGUAUUUUCCCGAAACUAGUUUCGUGUUCUGCAUCUCCAUGCUAAAAAAUUUCUCCCUGACUUCUUCCAUGUUUUCUUUUUUCUGUUCUUGCAGUAUCUUCUCUCAUCUUCCACGGACAACACUGUUCAGCUGUGGAAGGUUGGGAGUGAUUCCUUCGGGAAGGUCUUCUCUCAUGGCAACUAUGGUGAGUGCCCGGAUACCCUCUGAAAUCCCGCAUGUGCUUUCUCGCUCUAUGAUUCUCAUCCCCUCUCUCCACCCCUUCGGAUGCAGUCACCUGCGUCCAGUUUAAUCCCAACGACGAGGGCUACUUCAUCAGCGGCUCCAUUGAUGGCAAAGUUCGGAUUUGGGAAAUAUCCAGCGGGCAUGUUGUGAAAUGGAUCGAUGUGAGGGAGAUUGUCACUGCGGUGUGCUUCGAUCCCAAUGGGAAGGUGGGUUCAUCUCGGAAGACUUGGGCGCGCUCGGUGAGUCAGUGGGUUGACUUUUUGGGGAUCGAUGAGAGUUCUUUGCUUUGACUCUUGCAGGGAAUCGUCGUGGGAACGAUCUCAGGGCGUUGCCUGUUCUAUGAUUCAUCAGGUAUCCUAUGAUUCCUCUCUUGCUGCCUCGAUGAACAUGUUUGCGGAGAACAAUUCUGAUUCCAUCUUCAAUCACCCACCCGACAAAACCCAUAAGCCAAGUGAGACAUAAACGCAGAACAUUGCGAGGAAAUUUUGAAGAAAAUCCUAUGAUUUUUCAGUCUUAAUGUUAAUGACACCUCUCAGGGUUGACCCCUGAAGGAUGAUCGAAAAUCUUGAGACCUUCGCCAUCCUCUGCCAUGGAAGCAAAAGUUUCACUUGAUUAUCGUCGAUGUCCGUUGACCAACAUCAGAUGAGCUCCUUCUUACUGAUUUCUUCCUGAUGGGCCAGAUCGCCGCCUACAGCUGGUCUCCGUGGUGCUCCUGCAGGGCAAGAAGAAGUCGGCCUGCAGCAGGAUCACAGGCUUCCAGGUAGCCGUUUUGCAGAGCUCAAUUUUUUCCUCUCACUGAACCCCGCUGCUGAUCCUGGUGUAAACCCUUCUCUCUCCUCCGAUCUCCAGUUCUGCCCGAGCGAUUCUCGGAAGCUGCUGGUCACCUCUGCAGACUCCCAGGUCCGGAUCCUCGAAGAAUUCAGCGUCGUGUGCAAGUUCAAGGGCGAGUUCUUCUCCCAAUUCCUCCACUUCUCGUCGAUUCAGAUGGAGGGGAAGUGUCUGUUUUUGCUGAGCAAGCGCUCUCGUUCUGUGCAGGUCUCCGGAAUUCCGGGAGCCAGAUUUCGGCUUCGUUCACCGCCGACGGGAGGUACGUCGUCUCCGGCAGCGAAGACUCGAACGUCUACGUCUGGAACUGCGGGGAGGAAGAAGAUCGCCGGCCGACUCGGGCUCGGAGCGCCUCCUGCUACGAGCGGUUCCCGUCGACGAGCGCGUCGGUGGCCGUUCCAUGGCCGGGGGAGGAGGUGAGCCGGCUGGCGGCGGCGAAAUCGCGGAACCUCGCGCGGCAGAUGGAGAUCCUGAGGAACCUCGCCGCCGUCGCCGGCGGCCGGAGCGGGCUGUACCUGUCCGCCUCCGGCGGGUUAACGUUGGCCCAGAGCUUCUUCUCCGAAUUUCUCCUGCCGAAGGGUUCGGCGACAUGGCCGGAGGAGAAGCUCCUUCUCCCGUCGAGGUCGCCGGCGGGGGCCGUCCCCGCUCUCCGGCGAUCUCAGUGCAAGCUUCUGCGGGCGUGUUUUCAGAGCCUCGCGCCGCCGCCGCACGCCUGGGGACGGGUGAUCGUCACCGGAGGGUGGGAUGGCCGGAUCAGGUCCUUCCACAACUACGGGCUCCCAGUUCCGGCGAGCUGA
Molecule: messenger RNA, 3003 nt
Organism: Spirodela intermedia
Lineage: Eukaryota; Viridiplantae; Streptophyta; Magnoliopsida; Alismatales; Araceae
Source: the annotation of a GenBank genome assembly